AAACAAAUAUUAAGGUCACACGCAGGAUUACUAUUUUCUGUUUUGUUGAAUGUCCAUACAAAGUUUGAGUGCUUCAAUAUAAAAAAUACAAUGGCAGACGAACGGAAUUUCCGUUCAACUUAUUACGAAAAAGUGGGCUGUAGGAGCGUGGAAGAGCGGAAAUCUCUAGAGAUCCUACUGAAGGACAAACCACUGAAUGUACUUAAGUUGAAGCAGUUCUGCAUUCGGUUCACCGUGCCCAAUAUACAUCGCAAUGUAUUGUGGAACUUCCUGCUAGGUGUCACUCCGGCCUAUACCGAUUCGUGCAAAUACGUCAUGACCCAACGGGAGGCAGUGUACGAGGAUCUGCUACGGGCUUUGCACGUGAUGCGAAUAGUCGACGAUAAAACUCCAAAGCAGAGGAUUUUGCACGCGAUGUGGCUAUUGGAAACGAAACAGCUAUGUCUGGGAUAUGACCUGAAUCAAGAGAGCUACUUCAGCAACAUAACCGAGGUGUUGCUGCAGAUCUUCGAAAACGAUAUUGAGAUCUACUGGAUGGCCAAAGGAUUCCACGAAUACAGUCAGGAGAUCCUGGAGGAGAUGGGAAAACUGUCGGAUUUGACUGGUACGAUUUUGGAAAAAGAGGACCACGGUUUGUACAUUCACCUGAAAUCGUGCGACAUAUUGCCCGCGCUUCCGCUGGACAAGUGGUACGGGUCGUUUUUCGCGGGUGUCCUGUCAGAGUUGGCCAUCAUCCGAAUAUGGGACAAAAUCUGCGGAGGAUCAAUCAAAAUAGUGAUAUUUGUGUUGAUCGAAAUACUACGUACUCUGCGAGGAAAAGUGCUUCGCUGUAUGAAUUUGAAGGCUUUGCUAGAAUGUUUCGAAACGAUUAAAGAUGAGCAAGAAACAGCCGACCUGAUUGUUAAUAAGGCAAUCGAGCUGUGGCAGCAGAAUAAAGGCCACAACGAAUUCAUUCUCCAAUCCAAAGUGAAGACUCUUAUAUGAGGUCAUCCAGUUCAUAGUACUGAUGUAAUUUAGUAGGACGUAUAUUGCUGUACUCGUAAGUAUGUUAUAAAGCUUAAAAUAUUAUAAGUUACAAAUAGUAAGGAAUUAUACGAUUUUGUUCAAA
Messenger RNA from Armigeres subalbatus, 1108 nucleotides. It is a transcript of the gene TBC1d7, whose product is annotated as TBC1 domain family member 7. Gene Ontology annotation, molecular function: GTPase activator activity. The record is from RefSeq and is a predicted model, not a curated record. Gene Ontology annotation, biological process: negative regulation of TOR signaling; activation of GTPase activity. The transcript is spliced from 4 exons. Lineage: Eukaryota; Metazoa; Arthropoda; Insecta; Diptera; Culicidae. The coding region runs from base 91 to 984 and encodes 297 amino acids.